Molecule: messenger RNA, 1307 nt
Organism: Xiphophorus couchianus (Monterrey platyfish)
Lineage: Eukaryota; Metazoa; Chordata; Actinopteri; Cyprinodontiformes; Poeciliidae
Product: trace amine-associated receptor 8a-like
Exons: 2
Coding region: 1-984 (327 amino acids)
Biological process (GO): G protein-coupled receptor signaling pathway
Cellular component (GO): membrane
Molecular function (GO): trace-amine receptor activity
Source: RefSeq, a predicted model, not a curated record
AUGAAAGACUCUGAAGAAGCUGAACUUUGCUUUCCACAGCAACUCAAUGCAUCAUGCAGCAAGACCAUGCUUCCUCCCUCAGUAUCGUUGUUGAUUUACAUUACUCUGUCAUUCAUCUCUUUACUCACUGUGACACUCAACCUUCUGGUCAUCAUCUCUAUCUCCCACUUUAAGAGGCUCCACAGCCCCACCAACAUCCUGCUGCUCUCUCUGGCUGUCUCAGACUGCCUGGUGGGAUUCCUCAUUUCAUUCCAAAUAGUGCUGAUAGAUGGCUGCUGGUAUCUUGGGGACAUCAUGUGUGCCCUCUAUGUUGUUUUGGACUAUGCCAUCACUGCUGCCUCAAUAGGAACCAUGGUGCUCAUUUCAGUUGAUCGUUACGUGGCCAUCUGUUAUCCCCUGCAUUACUCCAGCAAAGUCACUACAGAACGAGUGAAGAUGUGUGUUUCACUGUGUUGGAUGAUUGCUUUUCUUUGUCACAGCCUGCUCCUGAAAGACAGCUUGCAAAAACCAGGCAGGUAUAAUUCCUGCUUUGGAGAGUGUGUAGUUGUCCUAGAUUAUGUUGGAGGAAUAGUUGAUCUUUUGAUAUCUUUUAUUGGUCCAGUUGCUGCCAUCCUCAUUCUGUAUGUGAGAGUGUUUGUAGUGGUUGUGUCUCAGGCUCGAGCCAUGCAGUCUCACGUUGCAGCGGUCUCACUCCAGGGCUCAGUGAAAAUCACAGCUAAGAAAUCUGAAAUCAAGGCAGCUGUUAUCCUUGGUGUUGUCGUAGUUGUGUUUCUAAUAUGCACCUGCCCAUAUUUCUGUGUUAUUCUUAUGGCAGAAGAUGCUGCAGUCAGUGCUUCAUCUGUGACUUUUCUUCUGUUUUAUUUUAAUUCCACCCUGAACCCUCUGAUCUAUGCCCUGUUUUACCCCUGGUUUAGGAAAUCAGUUAAACUCAUUCUUACACUGCAGAUAUUGAAGUCUGACUCAUCUGACACUAUUGUGAUGUGAAGAAAUUAGCCUCUGAUCUAAAUAUGUAUUUUAUUGGAGGAAAAGAGAACAAUUAAAAUGUCUAAGGUAUUGCUGUUGUCAUGUUUGAAGCUGGCACAACCUAAGCUUCUCUUUGGUCACUCAUUACUGGGAGAGGCAACAUUUUGCACUUUGGCCCAACAUUAGGUAGAAGAUAUUCAUAUUGACUCAUUAUGUGUACAUUGUAUAUCUGGUAAUAAGCUUAGAUCGAAGAACAAUGUUUAAAUUGAAGAGCAGAGUGACUAAAUCUCAGGUCAUUUUAGUGCAACCUGAUGUUAUUAGAUGGGUAUUUGAACAGUUAAUAA